Parasteatoda tepidariorum (common house spider) is the source of this 990-nucleotide messenger RNA. RefSeq names its product cysteine-rich secretory protein 2-like. NCBI's taxonomy places the organism in Eukaryota, Metazoa, Arthropoda, Arachnida, Araneae, Theridiidae. Gene Ontology annotation, cellular component: extracellular region. The record is from RefSeq and is a predicted model, not a curated record.
CGCGGAUAAAAUUUCUCUUCUCUAGUCAAAGUAAUUUACAUUAAGGAUAAUAUCUUCACUCAUAUUAAUACUUUUCUAUUCCUGUGCAUUAGUCACUAGAAAGUUUGAUUUACAUUUAAAGGAAGAAAAUAUGAGAAUUGAAGAACUUGGCUUUAUUUUGAUUCUGGUGACAAUAUGUGUGGCGAUUCCAAAGCUUUCUCGUCCUAAAUUGUAUGGAACAGCUAUUCCCCCAUCUGAGUUGGACCCUACCAACAAUUCAACGAAAAGGAAAAUACUGCUAGCGCACAAUUUUUUUCGAUCUAAGGUUGAUCCACCUGCAGCUGAUAUGCUGGAAAUGUCCUGGCAUGAAGAAGCAGCAGAAGAUGCACAGCGCUGGGCUGAGUCUUGCCAACUACUUUUACAUGACAACGUCACUGGGCGAUGGACGGAAGAUUUUGGCUCUUGCGGACAGAACAUCUUUGUAGCAAAUGUUCAAGUUCCUUGGUUUUUUGCUGCCAAAGCGUGGUUCCUAGAAAAACUAAAUUUUACUUAUGGAGAAGAUGUAAAUGAUCCAAAUGUUGUUGGACAUUACACGCAAAUGGUUUGGUACAGCACUCAUAGAAUGGGAUGUGGUUUUAAUUACUGUGAGGCAAAUAAUGUCACAAAAUUCCCUUACUUUACUUAUGUAUGUAACUACUGCCCAAUAGGAAACCACCCAGAACGAUUUGACUACCCAUAUACUAAUGGCACGGCAUGUUCUAUUUGUGAAGGACAAUGCAAGUUUAAAAAAUUUUGUACAAAUGGUUGUAAUUAUGCUGAUUUUUGGACAAACUGCGGUGAGCUGAACUCCACUUGGCACAGCUGGCUAUGUGAGGAUGAGACAACUGAUCGAUAUCAAGCAUGUCGUGCAACAUGCAAAUGUGAUGGUGCAAUUCGAUGAAAAUAGAUUUUUGAAGCAGGAAUGAAAAAUUUAUUAAUAAAGGAUGUAAAAUCUUAAAUAAAAUUUUUAAA